AUGGAAGACAUUGGACUCGCACUCGCCGACUUUGUCAGCAACAUGGAGAAUGUGCCCUCGGAGAUCCGCCACCUGUUCUCUGAGAUCACAGAUCUGGACGAGAAAUACGCAGAACGCUCGGAAAAGCAGCACGCAGACGCCAAGCAAUUCAGCCUGGAGAAGAUCCGCCUGACCAAGAAGGCCAUGACCAUUGUGCAGCGGCAUUUGACCAAGCUGGAUGCGGAGAUCAGACAGUACGACAAGUCGGGCGAAUCGACCAAGCGCAUCUACACGCCGCUGGCGUUCAGGCAGCCGAAGCGCAUGGAGAGCGUUCCGGGCUUUAGCAUGGACGGGGACGGCGGGUUUGCCAGGAGCGCGCCGAAGCGCAGGCACAUGGGCGGGCAGGCGCCCAGACACAAGAAGCAGCUGAAGAUGGCGUCGAUUGUGUCGCUGGAUGGGUUCGAGGAGGCUGGGGCUGGCAUCGAGGAGUCGGACGACCAGCUGUACUGCUUCUGCCAGCAGGUGUCGUAUGGAGACAUGGUGGCAUGCGACGGCAACGACUGCCGGUACGAGUGGUUCCACUGGGAGUGCGUCGGGCUGACAUCACCGCCCAAGGGAUCGUGGUACUGCCAGGAAUGCCUGGCCAAGUUGCUGGAUGACGACGAGGCCUGA
Molecule: messenger RNA, 651 nt
Organism: Linderina pennispora
Lineage: Eukaryota; Fungi; Kickxellomycota; Kickxellomycetes; Kickxellales; Kickxellaceae
Exons: 3
Coding region: 1-651 (216 amino acids)
Biological process (GO): regulation of DNA-templated transcription
Cellular component (GO): nucleus; Rpd3L complex; Rpd3L-Expanded complex
Source: RefSeq, a predicted model, not a curated record